This is a messenger RNA of Mytilus trossulus (common blue mussel), 6056 nucleotides long. RefSeq names its product sphingosine-1-phosphate lyase 1-like. The record is from RefSeq and is a predicted model, not a curated record. NCBI's taxonomy places the organism in Eukaryota, Metazoa, Mollusca, Bivalvia, Mytilida, Mytilidae. Bases 47 to 1693 code for a protein of 548 amino acids. Gene Ontology annotation, cellular component: endoplasmic reticulum. Gene Ontology annotation, biological process: sphingolipid catabolic process; carboxylic acid metabolic process. Gene Ontology annotation, molecular function: pyridoxal phosphate binding; sphinganine-1-phosphate aldolase activity. The transcript has 16 exons.
CCGUAGAUGUUCGUCGGUCAUGUGACACAAAACCCAAACUGUCAAAAUGUCGAACGCUCUUAAAGUUGUGAUGGACCCAGCUUUUGCUGGACUAGACUUAGUGAAGGAUAAAAUAAACUCAGUAUGUCAGAACUUACAACCUUGGCAGGUAGUCCUUUACACAUGUGGUACUACAGUUGUUGUUAUAUCUGUCAAGAAUUUUUUAUUCAAUGAAGAAGAAGAUCUUGUACCUCGUAUGAAGAAGAAAAUCUUCAGACUUGUUAAAAUGAUUCCACAAGUGAAGAAGAAAAUAAAGGAAGAAAAAGCCAAAAUGGGUCAUGAAAUGGAGGAAUCAUUCCACAAACAAGUAGAAGGUUACAUCUUAGCUCUUCCUGCUAAAGGAUUGCCAAUGGACGGCGUUAUCGAUGAAUUAAAGAAAUACCAGAAGAUAGCUCAGAUUGACUGGGAGUCUGGGCUAGUAUCUGGUACAGUUUACAAUGGAGACCCAAAACUUACAGACUUAAUGUCCAAGACAUAUGGGAUGUUUGCCUGGACUAACCCACUACAUGCUGAUGUUUUCCCUGACAUUAGGAAGAUGGAAGCAGAAGUAGUCAGGAUGUGCUGUUCUAUGUUCAAUGGAGAUUCAGAUACUGCUGGAACAAUGACAUCUGGUGGAACAGAGAGUAUAUUAAUGGCUUGUCUAGCUUACAGAAAUAUAGCCAGAGAAAGAGGCGUAAAUAUUCCUGAAAUUAUUGCACCAAUCACAGUCCAUGCAGCUUUUGACAAGGCAGCAUCAUAUUUCCGAAUGAAGUUAACUCAUAUACCAAUAAAUGAAGAAACAAGGAUGGUUGACAUUAAGGCUAUGAGGAGAGCUAUCAAUAAAAAUACAUGCAUGUUGGUUGGAUCAGCACCACAGUUUCCUCAUGGAAUUAUUGACUCAAUAGAAGAAAUCUGUCAGUUGGGAGUGAAAUACAAUAUACCAGUCCAUGUGGAUUGUUGUUUAGGAGGAUUCUUGGUGCCUUUUAUGGAAAAAGCAGGGUACAAAAUUCCUGUGUGUGAUUUCCGUGUAGGAGGAGUUACAAGCAUAUCAGCUGACACACAUAAGUAUGCCUUUGCCCCUAAAGGUUCAUCAGUUAUCUUGUACAGAAAUAAAGACAUAAGACAAAGACAGUUCUUUGUACAACCUGAAUGGCCUGGUGGAAUCUAUGCUACAUCUUCUAUGGGAGGAAGUAGAGCUGGAGCUAUCAUUGCUGCAUGCUGGGCUACACUUGUUUACUUUGGAGAAGAAGGAUAUGUUAAUUCUACAAGAAAAAUAAUCGGCACAACUAGAAAAAUUACAGAUGGGUUAAGAAAAAUCAAAGGAAUGAAAGUAUAUGGAAAUCCAUUGAUGUCAGUAAUAGGCUUUGGUUCAGAUGAGUUCAACAUCUUCAGACUUGCUGAUUAUAUGACCAGUAAAGGAUGGGCAUUGAAUUCACUGCAGUACCCAAACAGUGUUCAUUUAUGUGUUACAUAUGUACAUACACAUGAGGGUGUAGCAGAACGAUUCCUGGGUGAUGUAGAAAACGGUGUAACAGAAAUUAUGAAAGAUCCAAACUCAGAAAUUGGAGGAAUGGGUGCUAUCUACGGAAUGGCUCAGACUAUCCCAGACAAGUCCAUGGUAACAGAAUUAGUUGGAUGCUUCUUAAACGCUCUUUACAGUACAGAUAAACAUUAGUGCAGCCAAGGUGUGAUGUUAUAAUACUCACAUGAUUAUCUUUGAUAUUAUAGUGGAUAUAGUCCAGAUGUUAUACCAUAUAUGUAUUUCUAGAGAUUUUGGUGCCAAGGUUACUGUUUCUUUUCAUAGCCUUGCCAUUUUACAUGUUAUAUUUGUUAUUUAAGAUGAUAUUUGAGAUACUUUUUACAUGUAAAUGGCAAAUCAUACAUGUUAUUUACCACAUGUGACUGUAUGAUGGAUUUGUUUUAUAUAAGAGAAAUGCUGCCAAACAGCAUAUAUCUGCUCUUCAGAAGAACUAUAUCUCUGGAAUUGCACUUAAUUGUUUGAUCUAAUUCUUCAUGAUUUAUAUGUAUAUUUAAAUGUUGUUUAUUUAUUUCAUAGUUGUUUUAUUGUUUAAAGUAUGUUAUGUUUAUUUAGGUUAUUAACUAGAAUGUUAAGAUGACAAUAUUUUACAAAAUCAUCAUGUGAGUUUCAACACUUCUUAAUUAUUGAUAGUAAAAUUAUCAAGCUGCUUGUCAAGUCUUGCUUUUUGAAAUUUGAAAAUGGAAUUGUGUUGCAUUCAUAAAUAUCAUAUCCAACAUUUUGUAAUAAUAGAAUUUGUAAGCUUCCCUUUUAUAAAAGUUUAAUUUGUCAAUUACAAGUAUAGUUUACCAACCUAUUUACCUCGCUUAUAUGCCUGUCUCACGUCUUGUUAAUUUUGAAUUAUUGUAUAAACACUUAAACACAUAAACUAUAAACGGUUCAAUUUCUAUACAAAAUGGUUUGCAAUUCUUGAAAUUAGACAAGUAGAAAUGAGUUCAGAAUGUGUUAUAAAAAUUUUGUCUUUGGAAAAAACCUAAUCUUUUUGAAUGUUGCUUUGCUAAAUUUGACAUCAUAAAUCUUCAUCAAACUUUUGAUAUCAAUUUAAAAUGGCAUGCAUUAAGAAUAUAUCAUAAUGUUUGAAUUUGUUUUACAGUAAAAGAUAACAAAUGGGGACAGCAUAAGUAAGUGCUAUACAGCAUAAUUUACCCUUAGCACAUCUCAUUUCAAUAAAGAUUUAUUAGCCCUGGUAAAAAAUCAUGGUUAUUUGACACAUCUGUACAUCCAGAAUAUAUUUGUAUGUAUGUUAAAGAUAGGUGCUAUGUUUUUGUAAAAAAAAAUGGCUAUUAAUUUAAAUCAAAAGAUAAACAAAUAAAACAGAUGUAAGUUUGUUUGAAACAGUAUUGAUUUAGUGUUGUAAUCAAUGUAAUUUAUGGUUAAGUGUUUUGUUUAAUACAGAUUUGGUUAAGUGUUGUAUUCAGUGUUACUUUUGAUGUUAUUUUUGUAUAGUUUUACAGUCAUCAAUAUAUUGCUAUAAAAAAAAUCAAUGAUGUGAAAAUUUUGUACAAAGGAAUAUUUUUUUCACAGUGACUAGUAAUAAUGUAUCAUCCAUAAAUGCUCAAUAAUUCAAAAUUCAGAAGAAUUGUUUGUAGUUUUCAUUUCAUGGACAAAUCUUUGAUUAUUGAUAUUGAAUUUAAAACAUCACAUAUUUUGAAAUUGAAUAUAAUCUUUAAAUCUGAAUAUAUUGAUGUAAAAUAAUUGGAGAAAUUUUAAUAAUUAUAGUAAGGAACAAAUGUUAAAGUCAGAUUUUCUGUUUCAAGGUUUCUCCACAUUGUUUUCAAGAUCUUUUUUGUUUUUGUUUCGUUGAAACGCUAUUUAAUCAGAUUUAUCUUCCUAUAUCAACAUAAAGCACUUCAAAUAAAUAUCUAGAAUUCACAAACAAGCAAAGUAGCUAUUACAACCCUGUCUCUUUUUUGUAGUUUGCGUAUGUUUGCCUUCUUUUUCUCAUUUUGCAUUCUGAUUAUGUUAAGUUUUUUGCCUUCCCAUCCAUUAAGCCUGAAUGCUAUGGGGAAGAUUUCAAAUUUGUUCAUGAGUUGCACAUUGUUAUUAUUUCUAAUAAAUGUAAUACCUUUAAUUGCUAGCUUGCAAUAAUGCCAAAAAUGUUCAUGUUAUAAUCAGGUGAACUGUGUUAGCCAAUUUCGAAAUCUUGCCCUGCAAUAAAAUUAUGCUUACUGUUUAUAUGUACUAUCUUAUGGAUUCAUUAUAUUUUGUAGAAUAUAUUAAUUUUAAGGGAUCUUGUGGAUAUAGGCCAACUGAAAAUUUAAAGGUUAAACACAGUACAAAUAUCUAUAGGCUUAUGUGAAGACUUUGGCAAAACCUUGAAAUCAAAUAUCCAUAAAAUAAUCAGUUUUUUCCCCAAUCCACAAAAAUUGGAACCCACAACAAUAUAUGAACUCACAGAAACAAAUAUGAUGUUAGAUUGUAUCAGAAUUGCUAUCUUAAUUGUAGUUAGAGUAUAUAUUUAGGAAAAAGUAUAAUUAUAUAAUGUUCCAAACUAUUUUACAAUUUAAGGGAGAGACAUUCCUGGUAAAUAUGUAACUGUUAACACUGGAUUACUAACUUUAUUUAUUUUCAUAAAAGUGCUAGUCUUUAAUAUUUAUUUAUUAUUGUAUAAGUUUUAUUAUCAGUAAAUUAAUGUGGAUUCACUAUUAUUCGUGGAAUACCAAUUUUCGUGGAUUUCGUUGAUGCAGGUCAACCGCGAAUUCAAAUGUUCAACGAAUUUCAAAUUUUCUAUAAGCUUGUAUGCAGAUUUUAGCAAAACCACGAAAUCAAAUAUCUACGAAAAUGCAAGUUUACCUCAAUCCACGAAAAUUGGUUCCCACGAAAAUAAAUGAAUCCACAGUUAUGAUUAUUAUUGAAGUUAUUUCCAAAUAGAUGUCAUGUGACUGUUGUCUCAUUUAUAUAUUUCACAAUUGUCCCAGAAAAUAAUAGCAAGUCAACAAAACAUGAAACCCUCUUAAAAGGAAAUUUACUAGUUUAUAUGACUAGAAAUAUUCAUUAUGUUCUUUUCAAUAUAAAAUGGAACAAAAAAUAAGUUAUGUAUUUAGUAAAAGAUAUCUUUUAAAAUUGUUAAGUGCUUUUUUGUAUUUUUUGCCAAUUGUAUAUCUACCAUGACCUUACAUAGAUGUUUUUCUUGUGAUGUUUUUUUUGUCUUGUGUAAAUGCACAAACAAUGCAAUCAUUGUGAAUAAUGUAUGUAUUAACUACAUUUAUAAAUAAUUUUUAAAAUUGAAAUUUUAUUACAACGAUGCUGGUAUGAAUAUUUGUAAUGAAAAUGGGUAUUACAUGUGUUCAAGAUAAAAUGUUCUUACAGUAAAUUAGAGUACAGUAGAUUAAGACCUUAUUUAAUCAAAGAUAUCUAUAUUUUUAAAUAAGAGUUAACCAGAGAAGAAGUAUAACUUAUAGUUUACUGAAAAGUAUCAGACUUAUUUAGAACUGUAAAUUCAGACGUUUAUUUUGGCAAAAAAUAUGACAACUGAGGAUCUCAAUGGGUAAACCUCAUAUAUGUCUUCUUUCACUUCCAGGGUAUGUAAGUGAUUGAUCCCCCUAUAAACAUAGAUUUGAUUGAUAAGUUAAUUAUUACAUGGGGCACUGUGGCUCUAUUCAAAAUUGGGGUCUUGGCGGUGUGCAAACAUAAAGCCUUGCAUUUUUACCAGAGGUCCUUAAAUCAUAGUAAUAAAUUCACUUUUAAUUUCUGAAUUUACAGAACAGGAGAACACUGGUAUAAUGGAUGAUUGAACAUGUCAAACGUUUCUUUUGUUUUUGAAUUUUUCCUGAUACAAAUGUCUUAUCAGUUUGAUACUUACUAUUGUAUAGUUUAUGUCUCUUCUCAAGAAAGUACAAAAAUAUAAUAUAUAAAACACAGUCUGUAACAAAAAAGAACUCUAUCGAAGAGGAAAACAUUGCUUCUGCAUACCUCAUUAUUGAUUUUGAAUGUAUUAGGGACCAGUCAUUUUAAUUUUGUAUUUUACACUAAUCUAUUUAUAAUGAAAGAGCAUUUGUAGAUCAUUUUAUUUGAUUUUGAAUUUUUAUCAUGUACAUGUAUCUAAAUAAAGUAUAAAAUUAGUGUACAGUGGAUCAAAUUUUAAGUAUCAUACAUUAAUACAUUAGCAUGACAACAGCAAGAAUCUUUGGAGUCUGCCAAGAAUGUCUGGGUUUGUACAUGAAAUUGGAGUUGUAUCAUAUCUUUGCUAUAUUAAAAUGCAAUAAUUAAAUCCUAAAUUCUCUUUUUCUUGAUCAGUCAUAAAUGGAGGUUUUCAUCAAAUAGCGAAAUAUUGUAAAUUAAAAAAAAAAAUUAUAUUUUUUAAAUAACAAAUUAAAAUGCAAAUAAUGGGAUGCAUAUGUAUGUAUUAAGAUUUUCCUUAAAUUGUGAAUAUUAAUCUCUUUUUUUUUUGUACAUUCUCAAAAAAUUGCAAUAAUAAAUGCACACAAUAAUUAAAUUAAUAAAUGUCUACAAACUCUUAUCAAUCCACUGUAUAUGUCUUCUGAUUUAAUAUGUUUUUAUU